UUAAUUAAUCUUUUAUGGCUGCGCGUUUUGGCUCUCUCUCUUCGAUUUUCGUUUGACCUUCAACUUGCAAACUCCUCCGAUCCACAGGCAACCUCCGUUGUUAUCCAUAGAUUCUUCAUCUAUCUGUUGUAUCUAACCACGAGGAAAGGAGAGAAACGAAGACGGAGAUUUGACGCUCAAUUUCUGAGACACCAAAGAAAAUUAGCUAAUUCCAGACAGUGGAUGUAUGUAGCACAAAUUUAUGGCUAAACCUGGAGGACGAGAUUCAUAUUCCUCAAUUUCUAAGUUAUCAAAGGAGAAGAACUUCCAGUACGUUGAUGAUUACACUGAUUUUACUUGGACUGUGCCAGAGGCCAAUAAUACGUGCUCCUCAGGCUCAAGGUCCUUGAAGCAUGAAUGCCCAUAUCAAUAUCCCCAUGAAUCUGAGGACAUUUUGGAGGGAGGAUAUAAUUCUGGUGAAGAUCUUUCUAGUUCUGAGCAUCAGCCUCCGGAGGUGAACCUGAAAAAUGUCUUAAGCGGGUUGCUUGCAAUUGUGACUGGCCAAAAUAAAGGUUCAGGUGUCAGUGGAGCUCAGCAAUUCUCCAGUUCUGAUGUUUCAUUUCUUGGCUCUGCUGAGAAUGGAGAAACUUUCUUGCAUGCUUCUGUCUACACACCGAGUGCUCCACCGCUUCUUCAACAUUAUGGAUGUGGUAUUGACUAUAGUGCUUACAAAGAGGUGCUGGAAGCUGAACCCCCAGAAUGGCUUCCAGACAGUUCUACUACAGUUUGCAUGCAAUGCAAUGCUCCCUUCACUGCUCUGACCCGCGGCAGACAUCAUUGUCGGUUUUGUGGAGGGAUAUUUUGUAGGACAUGCUCAAAGGGGAGAUGCUUGAUGCCUGUUAAGUUUAGAGAGAGGAAUCCACAGAGGGUGUGUGAUGCCUGCUAUGAUAGGCUUGAUCCUUUGCAAGGUGUACUAAUCAACAGCACUAGCAAUGCUGUGCAGGUUGCCAAGAAUGAUGUGAUGGAUUGGACAUGCACCAGAGGUUGGCUGAAUCUACCUGUGGGUCUGUCCAUGGAACAUGAAAUAUAUAAAUCUUCAAAUACAUUGAGGAGUUUCUGCCAGGUUGCCAGAUUGAACCCUGAGAGAUCCAUACCCACAACAGUUCUAAAAGAAGCCAAAGGUUUGGCAAUUUUAACAGUGGCUAAAGCUGGAGCAUUAGUUGCUUACAAACUUGGCUCUGGGUUGGUUGUUGCCCGAAGGUCAGAUGGAUCAUGGUCUGCACCAUCUGCAAUUGUUUCUGUUGGUUUAGGAUGGGGUGCUCAGGUUGGGUGUGAGCUAAUGGACUUCAUAAUUGUACUCCAUGAUUCUAAAGCGGUCAAAACAUUUUGUAGCCGGAUGCAUUUUUCUCUUGGGGCUGGUUGUAGUGUUGCAGCUGGACCAGUUGGAAGAGUGCUGGAAGCAGAUCUGCGAGCUGGAGAUAGAGGUUCUGGCAUAUGUUACACUUACAGCUGUAGUAAAGGUGCUUUUGUGGGAGUCUCGCUGGAAGGAAACAUUGUCGCGACGAGAAUGGAUACUAACUUGCGGUUCUAUGGCGAUCCUUAUCUCACCACAUCAGAUAUAAUACUUGGGACAGUGGACAGACCGAGGGCUGCUGAGCCCUUGUAUGCUGCUCUAAAAGACCUUUACUUGAAUCUUCAAUGCUAGUUAGUUCACAUUGACAUUGAACUAGCUUGGAAAAUUACGUAUAUCCUUGCUACCUGUGAAAUGCCUCGGCUGUGUGUCCGUACAACAUGGUUCAAGGAUUGAAACGUGUGGCGUUGACAACAUAUUUUGUUUAUAAGCCUAAACCAUCCCUGGACCCACCAUUUGUGCAUGUUAUGCUUGAUUAUUAUACAGAUUCACCUAGCACUAGCAGACUUGUAUAUCUAGCUGGUGUGUAUGUAGAUGUCACAAUAUCUGUCAAUUUAAUUGUGUAUAUACUGAUUAUGUACUGAUGUGCUUUCAUCCGUUAAGUGACAUUGGUUGGUACCAAUCGUGCACAACCCAA
Molecule: messenger RNA, 2027 nt
Organism: Diospyros lotus (date-plum)
Lineage: Eukaryota; Viridiplantae; Streptophyta; Magnoliopsida; Ericales; Ebenaceae
Exons: 5
Coding region: 242-1684 (480 amino acids)
Molecular function (GO): metal ion binding; phosphatidylinositol binding
Source: RefSeq, a predicted model, not a curated record